GCCGGAAGAUCCGGGUGCUGCUGGCCUUCAACAUAAACAGCAAUGGCGGAGGCAGCAUCGGUGGCGGCGGCGUCUAUCGCGGCUCCGGCGAUAGCGACGGGAGGCUGGACGAAACACGUUACCUGCAGGUAUUUCAUGCACGGCCUUUGCAAAGAAGGGGACAACUGCCGAUACUCGCAUGACCAAAGCAGCAGCAAACCAGCCAUGAUCUGCAAAUUCUUCCAGAAAGGAUGCUGCGCGUUUGGAGACCGGUGCAGGUAUGAACACACCAAACCAGCCAAGCAAGAGGACCUCCCUGGACCCAUGCCCUCUGAGCUGCUUCCCGCUGCCCCCCUCACCCUUGCUGGUGACUCUGGGUCCAUGCCCAGUGGGCCAGCUGGCACGUCCAAAGCCCAGGAAAGGCCCCAGAGCUCUGGGGGAGUGGACUGGGUCAAUGCUGCUGAGUUUGUGCCAGGCCAGCCCUACUGCGGAAGAGCAGAUCCUGAUGAUCCGGGGCCUUUAAUCGAGGACGAGUAUGAAAAGGAACAAACCAACAAGGAGCUGAAGAAGCAGCUGUGCCCGUACGCAGCUGUUGGCGAGUGUCGCUAUGGCCUCAACUGCGCCUAUCUGCACGGUGACGUGUGCGACAUGUGUGGCUUACAGGCGCUCCAUCCGUCCGACACUGCUCAACGCUCGCAGCACAUCAGAGCGUGCAUUGAGGCCCACGAGAAGGACAUGGAGAUCUCGUUCGCCAUCCAGCGCAGUAAGGACAUGAUGUGCGGCGUCUGUAUGGAAGUGGUGUUUGAGAAGGCUAAUCCUUGCGAGCGUCGCUUCGGCAUCCUCUCCAACUGCAACCACUGCUACUGUCUUAAAUGCAUUCGCAAGUGGAGGAGCGCCAAGCAGUUUGAGAGCAAGAUCAUAAAGUCCUGCCCAGAGUGUCGAAUCACGUCCAACUUUGUCAUCCCAAGUGAAUACUGGGUGGAGGAUAAGGAGGAAAAGCAGAAUCUCAUUCAGAAGUACAAGGAUGGCAUGGGGAGUAAACCCUGUCGAUAUUUUGAUGAGGGCCGUGGAACCUGUCCAUUUGGAGCUAAUUGCUUUUACAAACAUGCUUUCCCUGACGGACGUCUCGAGGAACCUCAGCCUCAGUCCCAAAACCAGCGAAGGCAAAAUGGCUCGAACGCAAGAAACAGGGGCUCGAGGCGCACACCACUCUGGGAUCUGUUCGACGAGCGGGAAAGCAGCGACUCCUUGGAUAACGAUGAUGAGGAGAUGGUAACAUUUGAGCUGAGCGAGAUGCUCCUUAUGCUCCUGGCAGCAGGAACCGACGAUGACGUCACAGACUCCGAAGAUGAGUGGGACUUAUUUCACGAGGAGCUGGACGAUUACUAUGAGCUGUACCUAUAGCACCCCAUCGUUACUCCCUCCUUCCCCCCCCUCACCCUCACUAACCUUCCCUGCCACCAUCAAUUACUCCUCUCCCCCUUCCCCUUACUAGAAUCUAGACUGUGUGAGUGAUGGACAGUAGCUUAUAUUUCUCCCUGUGUUGUGGCAGUGCCUUUCAGCAGGCCGUUAAACUUAUGAAUUCAGUUCAAAGUAAAAUGAAUUAUUAUAUAUAUAUAUAUAGAAAAAUUUAAUAUUAAAAAAUGAGAAACAGGGCUGUGCACCCAUGCUAAACCCUCUUCUAGAAAUCUCCUCAGUUCCGUGUUUGUGUACAUUAUGUACAAAAAAAAAAAAAAAAAAGAAAAACAGAAAAAAGGACGUUUAAAAAACAAAAAGACACUAAGUUAUACGUGUAAAAAUUGGAAUGAUAUUGCUAAUAAAUCUUAAUGAUUUUAUUCUGAAGUCUAGGUUUGACUUAUCUACCCAGGUAUAGUCCUGGUUAAACGGGACUCUGAGCAUACAGCAGCUUUAUAAGACUUUACUGUAACUGGUGGUGGCUGUGAUGCUUUUCUGGAAUAUUCUCUUCUCAUGCACUGAUUCUGGGGUGGUGGUGGUGGUGGUGAGCUUCCUUGAUGUCAAAUGCACACAUGCACUCUUAACGUUUAUAAAACAACUCGUCACUGAACAUUGUUCUUUCUGUCUCUCUUUCUCCGUCUUUCUUGCUUUUUCACCCUCUCACUCUCCCUCCUUCUCUUUCUCUCUCUUUCUUUCUUUCUUUCUUUCUUUCUUUCUUUCUUCUAUCUCUAAAUCUCUCUAAUUGGCCUAGUCAGGUCAGUUUUUAACCUACCUGAAGUGUACAGGUUAUAAUCACCUGUGGUAUCAAAUACAGUCUCUCCUAAGUACUGAGUGUAAUUGGACUCCCGAAAGCAGACUUAAAUGCAUUCAAAUACGAAGCCGAGUGUUUCAUCACUUUAACUGUCUAGUAAUUGUAGGUUUGUUUUUGCUUCAGUAUUGCAUAUUAAGCUCGGCUGUCAGUAGCCAAUCCACAAAACACCCAGUUGUUAUUCGGUUCUUGUUGAACUUUAAUUAAAAUUGCAUAUGUUUAUACUGAUAUGUGCUUGUUUUCUAUGGUCCAGAACCAUCCAACAUAACUUGAAAAUUAAAGUUUAUUAUCACAGUA
This is a messenger RNA of Silurus meridionalis, 2539 nucleotides long. It is a transcript of the gene mkrn1, whose product is annotated as makorin, ring finger protein, 1. Bases 43 to 1383 code for a protein of 446 amino acids. The transcript is spliced from 8 exons. The record is from RefSeq and is a predicted model, not a curated record. Gene Ontology annotation, molecular function: ubiquitin protein ligase activity; metal ion binding. Lineage: Eukaryota; Metazoa; Chordata; Actinopteri; Siluriformes; Siluridae. Gene Ontology annotation, biological process: protein polyubiquitination.